This is a messenger RNA of Auxenochlorella protothecoides, 309 nucleotides long. RefSeq lists its product as hypothetical. Lineage: Eukaryota; Viridiplantae; Chlorophyta; Trebouxiophyceae; Chlorellales; Chlorellaceae. Gene Ontology annotation, biological process: regulation of gene expression. Bases 1 to 309 code for a protein of 102 amino acids. The record is from RefSeq and is a predicted model, not a curated record. The transcript is spliced from 2 exons. Gene Ontology annotation, cellular component: nucleus. Gene Ontology annotation, molecular function: chromatin binding.
AUGGCCGCCUUUGUGCAGUCCGGCCAGCGCAUCCCCCGCCGUGGCGAGGUUGGCCUGACCAGCAGCGAGAUCGACAACUUCGAGAGCGCGGGGUACGUAAUGUCCGGGAACAGGCAUGCGCGCAUGAACGCGGUGCGCAUCCGCAAGGAGAACCAGGUGUACACGGCGGAGGAGAAGGCGGCGCUGGCCAUGUUCAACUACGAGGAGAACAAGCGCAAGGAGGCCAAGAUCCUGGACGACAUGAAGCGCCUGGUGCACAAGACGCUUGGGCCCGACGCCGGGCUGGACCCGGUGGAGGAGGAGGGCUGA